GGCCCAGCCUGAGACUGGGCUGCGUUUACCCUGCGGCUGCGUUUCCUUCUCCCGUUCUCCUCGGCGGCCCUUGCGGGCGCUCUCCCUGUCGUCUCUUCUCUAGUGCCGACGGCUGGGCCACCGCCGCCGCCAUACGCAGGUAUCCAUCUUCGGACCCUUCGCCGGCGACGACCGCCCACCACCAGUGAAAACUUCAACCCAGGAAUGGCGAUGUCUUGGACAAGAGGGUUAAAGCAUGGCGUUGUUCCGAGGCAUGCCGCUCAAUUGAUAGAGAGUAGAAGCCUUGCAAUUGCAAGCAAGGGAAAGAAGGGUGGAAAGGGCGGUGCGGCUGAUGCUGCCAAAACUCCUGCGCUCAGCCAAGAGCUUAAGAGUACAACAGUGUUUGGGGCAAACAUCCUCAAGGAGGGUUCUGAUCCAAAAAUUCAACCAGACUCUGAGUAUCCUGACUGGCUGUGGCACAUGCUCAACAAGCGUCCUGUGCUGAGUGAGCUGCGGAGGAAAGAUCCCAAGACACUCCCUUAUGAAGACCUGAAGCGUUUUGUCAAGUUGGACAACCGAUCUAGGAUCAAGGAAAAGAAUGCCCUCACUGCUAAGAACUGACCUGGAGUCUCAGGACGAAACAGGCCCUGUUCUACUGUUCUUUUUAUUCAUAUAGUGCUAGACGACAUGAACAAUUUUUCUGUGGGUUUUGGCAAUAACAUAGUGACCUGGGAUGUUAAAAUGUUUUGAUUUGCUUUGGUUUGGUACUAUUUUAGGCAGCUUACGACACUGGCAUGCUUUUGUUUCUUCCAUUCCAUCUUGGGAAGAUGCAGCUUAUGCUGCCUGUGCUCCGUACUUAGCAAAUUAUCAAGUUCCAUGGCUCUGCAGCAUUAUCUGGCGUCCCAGGAUACGAUUCAUGGUUGAUAUAUCUUUCAUUUCAUCUGAAUCUUUCUGGGUUAUUGUAAAUUUGUUGAAUUUGGAUGGAAGCCUGCGUUAAUUGGGUCUUA
Molecule: messenger RNA, 986 nt
Organism: Sorghum bicolor (sorghum)
Lineage: Eukaryota; Viridiplantae; Streptophyta; Magnoliopsida; Poales; Poaceae
Product: 54S ribosomal protein L37, mitochondrial
Exons: 2
Coding region: 205-600 (131 amino acids)
Cellular component (GO): mitochondrial large ribosomal subunit
Molecular function (GO): structural constituent of ribosome
Source: RefSeq, a predicted model, not a curated record